CACUGAUAAGAAAAUCAGUUCUCGAAAGUGCAGCUGCGACGGCGCAUCGUGAUGAUUGCAGAAUCGCUCGGCCCUACUGGCGAUUGCUCAGCACCAGCCCCACCAGCGGGGCGGAGAGCCAGAAGCCCGGACAGCCGGAGUCGGGGAUCGCCGGCCACUCAUUCCGACACAAGUCGAGCAGGCUGUCAGUCAAUUGAAGGCAGCGCUGCCUCGCGGUCGAGGGAUCGAUUCACUUAAAAGGUUCUUGCUCGGUGCCCGCAGUUCGUUUCAAGAAAUGCAAAUACCCUCUGCAGUACGGCGUGAGCAAUGACUUCGAGCGUCUAAGCAGCCCAGCAGCCCAAUCCCACGACAAGCCUACGACAAGAAGCGUCCAUCGGAAAUGGAGGCGACCAUCAGUACAAACUCGCAGACCAGCUCGCUGCAGUACAGCAGCGACAUCAACGCCAUCAGUAUCGAGCUGCCGGAGCACUCGGAGGACCUCCAGUCGCUCACCGGACUAAAGUACCUGCCAGCCUGGCCGGCGGUCAACCUGCAGUUCUCGGACCUCGGCUGCGAGGUGCCCGAUCAGGCAAACGCUGGCAAGACUAAACAGAUUCUGCGGGGCGUCCACGGGGAGUUCCGCUCCCACGAGCUCACCGCCAUCAUGGGGCCAUCGGGAGCUGGGAAAACCACGCUGCUGAACCUGCUGGCCGGAUUCGGCGCCGUGGGCGAUUCCGGGGAGAUACUCGUCAAUGGCAGUCCGCGGGACAUGCGAGUCUUCCGCAAAAUGUCCCGAUACAUCAUGCAGACGGAUGUGCUGGACCCCCAGUUCUCGGUGCACGAAAUGAUGCUGCUCUCCGCCCAUCUCAAGCUUGGGAACGAGCUGGAUCUCAAGCAGAAGCUAGAAGUGAUCGACGAAAUCCUGGAAAUGCUCCGCCUGAAGGGAUCCAAGCACACAAUGACCCCCAAGCUGUCUGGUGGCGAGCGAAAGCGCCUGUGCAUCGCCCUCGAACUGGUCAACAACCCGCCCGUUAUCUUCCUAGAUGAGCCCACCACCGGCCUGGACGACUUAUCCAGCUCGCAGUGCAUCGCCCUGCUCAAGUCGCUGGCCGCCGGCGGCCGCACUGUGAUCUGCUCCAUCCACACGCCCUCCGCCAAGAUCUUCGAGAUGCUCGACACGGUGUACGUGCUCGCCGAGGGCGAGUGCAUCUACCAGGGCGGCGGGGCCAGCAUUGUGCCCUACAUGGAGCACCUGGGCCUCAGCUGCCCCAUCACCUACAACCCGGCGGACUUCAUCAUCGAGGUGGCUUGCCGGGAGUACGGCGACUCCUACCACGAGCCCAUGGUGAAGGCCGUCCUGAACGGAAAGGUUACGCGAUGGACUCCUCCGCUGGAGGACGGCAAGGCCACCCCCACCAAGACGGACACCACCUCGGGCGCCUCGUCCUUCUACGAAAUGGAGCAGUUCGACCUGGAGCUCAGCCCGAAGCUGCUGCGGGCCAAGUGCAGCUGGUGGAUGCAGUACAAGCUGCUGCUGGUCCGGAUGCUGCUCCAGAUGUGGCGGGACAAGUCCUACAUCAAGCUCAAGUUCUACAUGAACAUCGUGCUGGCCCUGCUCGUGGGUUCGCUGUACUUUGGGAUGGGCACCUCGGCCUCCAAGGCGCUGUUCAACUUUGGGUUCAUGUUCACCAUCGUGAUAGCGUACCUCUACCUGCCCAUGAUGCCGGUGCUCCUAUACUUUCCCUCGGAAAUAAACCUCCUGAAGAGGGAGUACAACAACCAGUGGUACCGCCUGAGCUCCUACUACGCCGCCAUGGUCUCCUCCAAGCUGCCCUCCAUGUUCGUCCUGGCGGUGAUCUACCUAUCCAUCGUGUACUUAAUGUCCAGCCAGCCGCUGGAGUGGUUCCGCUUCGUCAUGCUCUUCUCCAUCGCCUUCGUCACGGCCCUGACCUCCGACAGCUUCGGGCUGCUCAUCUCCAGCAGACUGAGCCUGGUGAACGCCAUGUUCAUGGGCCCCGUGCUGGCCGUGCCCCUGAUCCUGCUGUCCAUCUACGGGAUCGGAUACGGCCGGGGCAGCUACAUAUCGCCGCUGAUGCGGUUUCUGAUGCACCUGAGCUACCUGCGCCACGGCAUGGAGGGCCUCGUCGCCGCCCUCUACGACUACGGCCGCGGCGACACGAUCUGCGAGGACACGGAGAUCUUCUGCAGCUUCAAGAAGUCAAAGGUGCUGCUCGCCUUCCUGGGCUUCGAGCAGAUGCACUACGCCUGGUCGCUCUGCUGCCUGCUCGGGUUCUACGUCCUCUUCACCGUGGCGGCCUACCUGAUGAUCCGGCAAAGGCUGAAGAGAUCGGCGCCCAACCCGAUCGUGGCAUACGCCUUGGAGUUGCUCACGAAACACUUUAACUUUACGUCGUACAAUUACUAGAGAAACCAGGACGGGGACGGGGACAGGGACGAGGUGAUGGUUCCUUAAACUAGUGUUAGACGCGAAUAAGCCAUAUGACCUAGACUAAGAUUCAGAAAUGUAUUUUUAAGACAGUCUUUAAGGGAAAAUGAGUGAUAUGCGGAGAGAUCCGAAUAAACUGUAUUCAAAUACAAACAUAAAGCUGA
Messenger RNA from Drosophila ananassae, 2589 nucleotides. Its product is annotated as ATP-binding cassette sub-family G member 4. The transcript is spliced from 9 exons. The record is from RefSeq and is a predicted model, not a curated record. Gene Ontology annotation, molecular function: ATP binding; ATP hydrolysis activity; ABC-type transporter activity. Lineage: Eukaryota; Metazoa; Arthropoda; Insecta; Diptera; Drosophilidae. Bases 380 to 2404 code for a protein of 674 amino acids. Gene Ontology annotation, cellular component: plasma membrane.